Molecule: messenger RNA, 459 nt
Organism: Trichoplax adhaerens
Lineage: Eukaryota; Metazoa; Placozoa; Uniplacotomia; Trichoplacea; Trichoplacidae
Exons: 1
Biological process (GO): G protein-coupled receptor signaling pathway
Cellular component (GO): membrane
Molecular function (GO): G protein-coupled receptor activity
Source: RefSeq, a predicted model, not a curated record
AUGCUAACCGCCGAUCCAAUAUUCCAUCCAGCAUCGGCUGAAGAUAUUGUAAAAUCAAUUUUUUUAUGCCUAAUAAGCAUUAUUGGUAUUUUAAGCAAUGUCACAGUUAUAAUUUUACUUUCACGGCAACAUACUUUACCAUUAGUAACCUAUUAUUUCUUCUUUAAUUUGGCCGUAGCUGAUUUACUAUCUUCAGUUAUAUGUUCACCCGUCCUUGCGGUACUACAACUAGUUCAUUAUACAUGGCCUUUUGGUGCAGCUAUGUGUAAGAUUGUGCCAUUCCUACAAACAUUAUCAAUUGGAGCAUCAUCAUUUGCUACACUAGCUAUCAGUAUUGAGCGCUGUUUAGCGGCUACGAAACCGCUCACUUAUGGCAUAACAUCUAAUGUAUGGACUAAACGUGCAAUUAUUUGUUUAAUUUGGCUAGCCGCUGUAGCUUACGCCUUACCAACUCUAUUU